Molecule: messenger RNA, 1716 nt
Organism: Eriocheir sinensis (Chinese mitten crab)
Lineage: Eukaryota; Metazoa; Arthropoda; Malacostraca; Decapoda; Varunidae
Gene: Uba4
Product: adenylyltransferase and sulfurtransferase MOCS3-like
Exons: 3
Coding region: 40-1485 (481 amino acids)
Biological process (GO): protein urmylation; tRNA wobble position uridine thiolation
Cellular component (GO): cytosol; cytoplasm
Molecular function (GO): adenylyltransferase activity; URM1 activating enzyme activity; thiosulfate-cyanide sulfurtransferase activity
Source: RefSeq, a predicted model, not a curated record
GAGGAGGAGGCAAAGUCAAGUAAAGGAGAGUCUGGAGGCAUGAUGAAUGAUGGGAGAGAGGGAGGAGAUGGAAUCCACUCACAGGCACACGCACAGCUGUCUAAGAUGAACAAUGCCACAGACGCAGACAGAAAGCAAUGGCCCAUAGAGAAGUUGCUAGAAGAGCUCCAGAAGACAGAGGAGGAAAACCUGAAUCUGAAGCUGCAGCUACAGAAGUGCCAAGAGGGCAUGGCAUCCCAUUCACUGGACAUCAUCAAGAAUGUUGUGAACCACCAACUGCCUACUCUUGAGGAAAGGCCUCUCUCCUGCCCUGAGGUUGCCAGGUAUUCUCGUCAGCUCAUCCUGCCUGAGAUAGGUCCACAGGGACAAAGAAAGUUGCUAGCAGCCUCUGUUCUAAUUGUUGGAUGUGGUGGCCUUGGAUGCCCAGCAGCAAUAUAUUUAGCUGCUGCUGGGGUUGGACGGAUUGGGUUGGUAGAUUAUGAUGCCGUUGAGUUGAGUAACCUCCAUAGACAGGUAUUGCACACAGAAAAAAGGGUUGGGAUUCCUAAAGUUCUCUCUGUAGCUCAUUCAGUUAAGGCAUUGAACAGUGAGUUGAAUGUUGUUCCCUAUGAGAUUUCCCUUACAAGUGAAGUGGCCUUAGAGGUGGUCAGGCAAUAUGACGUUGUGUUGGACUGCACUGAUAAUGUGGCCACCCGAUACCUACUUAAUGAUGCCUGUGUGAUGGCAGACAAGCCCCUCGUGUCUGGCUCAGCCCUGAGGUAUGAGGGUCAGUUGACUGUCUAUCACUACAAAGGAGGCCCAUGUUUCCGCUGCAUCCAUCCUAAGCCACCACCCCCAGAGACUGUAACAAACUGCUCUGAUGGAGGUGUAUUGGGAGUAGUUCCAGGUAUCAUAGGGAGUGUGCAGGCACUGGAAGCCAUCAAAAUUGUAAGCAGUUUGGGAACCCCCCUCUCACAAAAACUCCUUGUGUUUGAUGGUCGUCAGGGAAUGUUCCUGACAGUCAAACUACGUGGCAGGAAUAGCACCUGUGAUGUGUGUGGGGAGGAGCCCUCCAUAAAGCAUCUUAUAGAUUACGAGCAAUUUUGUGGAGCUGCACCCACUGACAAAGACAAGGGACUGACACUGCUGGAAAAGGACAAGAGAGUGACAGUUGAGGAGUACAAAGCACUUGUGGAAGCUGAGGAACCGCACAUCCUCAUAGAUGUGAGGUUGCCCAUUGAGCUGGAAAUAUGCUCCCUCCCCAACUGUAUCAACAUUCCCUUGAAAAAACUAAAUAAAACAGAAAGUAUUGACUUGAUUCAAACUAAACUUUCCGGGCUAGCAACAAAGAAUGUCAUCUGUGUCUGUCGAAGAGGAAAUGACUCUCAAUUAGCAGUGCAGCAAUUAGAGUCCUCUCUCUCCCAGCUAGACUGUAAUGUCAAGGAUAUAGUGGGUGGUCUGACAGCUUGGGCUCACAAGAUUGACACCUCUAUGCCUGUCUAUUAACAUCCUAGGAUUUUGUAUUGCUAAAGCAUGGAAUAUCAUCAGUGAUUUAGAACUUAUUUUAUAGCCCAACUAUCAAGAAUAUACUGUAUAAACUUGUUUACAGCCACUCAUUAGUACACAUGUGGAUCUAGCUAUGAUUUAAAUGUAAUAAUAAUCUGGGAAUGAUUUUCCAUGUUUCAGUAAGAGCAUACAAAAAUGACAGGGAAAGAAAACUAAACAUAGUAAAAUACA